Molecule: messenger RNA, 267 nt
Organism: Paramuricea clavata
Lineage: Eukaryota; Metazoa; Cnidaria; Anthozoa; Malacalcyonacea; Plexauridae
Source: the annotation of a GenBank genome assembly
AUGGAGCAAGCAGACUAUGUAAAGCUAUUAAAAGGCGCGGGUGUACGGUAUAAGGGAACAAGUUUGUAUACAUUACCCGGUAAAGCAUCAACAGUUGAACAACGUGCUGCCGGUAAAAUUUGUGCACCGCCUCAAUUAAACCCGGUUUACGCCCCAAACCCGAAAAUACAAAGGGUUGGUAAAAUAACACCAAGAGCUCCUAAACAACACCAACAACGGGGUAACCCACAAAUAUCACCGGAAAUUUUAAAAUUAAUCUAUGGGUAG